AUGCGAGCUAGCUGCAUCCUUUCCACCGCCUUCGCUCUCUAUGCACCGCAAAUACACGGAGCUCCGGAUCGCAACCUCGAAGCCUUGACAGAGGGCGAUACUCUUGCAGAGAUGGAGCAAUUCCUUGGGGUGAAGCUUGAAAGAAAAUUCAAAAACAUUCCAACUUCUGCUAGAAUUGAACCAGCACCCUGGAAUGGUCCCAUGUGGGAGACCUAUGGCGACAGCAUCAACUACCCUUGGCAGAGAGAUCAACCAUCUCCAACUGAAAAGUAUGCGAAGGCUUUUGGUAUCGACACAAAGGAAUUGAUGGACAAGGUUUCGGCCCAGUUCGGUAUCUUUUCGGUGGGAAACUCAUCUGUCCAAUGCGCAGGGCCUUGUAAAGAUGAAGUCGCCGAUGUAUGCUCCUAUCGCGGCAGUGAUA
Molecule: messenger RNA, 421 nt
Organism: Plasmopara halstedii
Lineage: Eukaryota; Oomycota; Peronosporomycetes; Peronosporales; Peronosporaceae
Product: RxLR-like protein
Exons: 1
Molecular function (GO): aminoacyltransferase activity
Source: RefSeq, a predicted model, not a curated record